Molecule: messenger RNA, 495 nt
Organism: Coccidioides immitis RS
Lineage: Eukaryota; Fungi; Ascomycota; Eurotiomycetes; Onygenales; Onygenaceae
Exons: 6
Coding region: 1-495 (164 amino acids)
Source: RefSeq, a predicted model, not a curated record
AUGAACACUAGCUUAAGAGAGAGCUUUCUCUUGCUUUCUCUUUCUCUUCUUUUCUUCUCUUUCUUCUCUAGCCUAUAUCACUAUUAUCAAGCAGUUGCUGCUGGUGUACAGUCCUCUCCCCCUCUCUCUUAUGACUUGUCUCCACUUUCCUUCCUUGGGAGGACCCCCACCCCCUCUUUUGUGGAUGAGAUUGGGCCUUUGAGUAUUAUUGUUCUCUCUUCUCUCCCUCCACCAGUUGUCACUGCCCCCCCUGUGCCAGCUCAAGCUGGUUCUGCUGCUCUGCCUUCUCCCUCUGUAGUUAUUACUCUGGCCCCAGCUGGAAAUAUUGUUGUUGUUGUUUUCUCUGCACCAGCAGGGUUUGUGGGUGCUGUAAUCCUGCCAAUCUGGUGGUUCUUCCAGGCCUUCCCCCCCACACAGAGGCACAAGCUUUGUCUGUCUGUAAAAGAGCAUGGUGUUGCAAGCCUAUCCAAAGACCUGUGCUUAUUGCUGGUUUGA